Messenger RNA from Tympanuchus pallidicinctus (lesser prairie-chicken), 1992 nucleotides. RefSeq names its product rho GTPase-activating protein 32-like. The coding region runs from base 19 to 1992 and encodes 657 amino acids. Gene Ontology annotation, molecular function: GTPase activator activity; protein binding. Lineage: Eukaryota; Metazoa; Chordata; Aves; Galliformes; Phasianidae. Gene Ontology annotation, cellular component: nucleoplasm; cell cortex; fibrillar center. The record is from RefSeq and is a predicted model, not a curated record. Gene Ontology annotation, biological process: small GTPase-mediated signal transduction. The transcript has 13 exons.
CUUGUCGUGCCUGCUGUGAUGGGCAUCGCGUGCAGCGAGAUCAGCUGUGAGCCUGGCAUGACACGGAUGGAGGCUGAGAACAACGGGAAGCCCCUGCUGGUCCGUGAGGAGUCAUCUCUUAAUAUCCCAGCUAUUGCUGCUGCCCACGUUAUUAAGAGAUACGUUGCCCAGGCACCGGGUGAACUCUCCUUGGAGGUGGGAGACCUCGUGUGCGUCAUCGAGAUGCCGCCUCAGGAGCUGAGCCCCCGCUGGAGAGGCAAGCACGGCUUUCAGGUUGGAUUUUUCCCUGGUGAGUGUGUGGAGCUCAUUAACGGAAAAAUCCCGGAGUCUCUCAUCAAUUCAGUGCCAAAGCCAGUGCCAAAGAAGCGCGGCAAGCUCCUCACCUUCCUUCGUUCCGUGGUGAAGGCCCGCCCAAAGCAACGGAAAGAGCGGGAGGUGGAGAAGGAGAGGGUGUUCGGCCGUGACCUGGGAGAGCAUCUUCUUCACUCUGGUCGUGAUGUCCCCCAGGUCCUCCAGAGCUGCGCCGAGUUCAUCGAGCAGCAUGGCGUGGUGCAGGGGAUAUACCGCCUGUCCGGCGUGGCGUCCAACGUCCAGAGACUGCGCCAGGAAUUUGAGUGUGAGCAGGUUCCUGAGCUAACCGUCCGCGACGUUCACAGCGCGAGCUCCCUCUGCAAAAUGUACUUCAGGGAGCUCCCGACCCCCCUGCUGACCGACCAGCUGUACGACAAGUUCUCGGAUGCUGUUGGUGCCACUACAGAGGAGGAGCGGCUGGUCAGAAUGCGGGACGUCAUCCAGCAGCUGCCUGCUCCUCACUACAGGACCCUGGUGUUCCUGAUGAGACACUUGGCCUGUCUUGCUGCAAACAGCUCUGUCACCAACAUGCACGCUAAGAACUUAGCCAUUGUGUGGGCUCCAAACCUCCUAAGAUCACAGCAGAGCGAGUCUGCCUGCGCCAGCGGGAGAGCUGCCUGCACGGAACUGCAGACGCAGUCGGCUGUGGUGGAAUUCAUCAUCGACCACACAGACGUCCUCUUCUGCUCCACAUCCGGAUCGGACAUUGCAGAUGGAGCAGGGCACAAUUCACUCUCGGGGCCCCAGUCUGUGCGGACCUCUUACCCUGCCACAGAGCUGCUCAGCCUGGAGGAGGCACAGGCACGGAGGCGAGGCCACAGCAGCUCUCCUGUCGCUGCGACAGAGAGCAGUGACAUAGAGGUGGAAGAAGGCCCCACAGCUGUACGGGGGAAAUUCCACACAGUCAUCGACUUUCCACCUGAAAGACCAAGUCCACCCAGCAAGAUAAAGGAAUCACCAGCUGGCUGUUGGUGUUCCUGCUUCAGCCUGGGGAAACCAUCGUCUGGGGCCAAACGCCAGCCACAGCACCAUCCCAGGGAGCCCUCGGAAAUAGAAAUCGUAGUGCUGGCAGGUAAGGGUGCAAAUCCAGCUUUCAACGCCUUGCUUUUCAGCAACAUAGAAUUCUUGCUGUCAGUGGGCUUGUAUCUACUUCCAGCGUUCCAACCCAUACCUAACACCUUUAGUUCUCCCCUGAUCAAGAACCCCUUUUAUGAACUGAGCCCUUGUCCACCCAGAAGAGCCGGAGAAAGUAGCGAAGCUGGGCUGUGUGCUUCCACCCAUGGAGAGCUCUUGGGAAGCACAAAUGGCUGCGGAUCACGUGACAGCCUUGCACGUAGCAACAGUGAUGGAGAGAGGGAGCUCAUCCAAGUUGAAGCCCUCAUUUCUCCCGGCUGUGCUGAAGAUGCUGACCUGUGCCCACCAGGCACCGCAGUCACCAGCCUGGACUGUGACCCGGCACCUUUGCAGUGCAGCCCAGCCCAAGUACAAUCCGAGUGCCCCGACAGCAACACCUCUGUGCAGGAGCAGGUCAGCAUCAGCGAGGAGGAGCAGCAGAGCCUCUUGGAGGGGGGCGUACAAUCAGGCCUCCAGUCCCAGGCACCGUGCAGCAUCUCUGAGAGCUCUGAGCCACUCUCUACGUGA